GCUAAUUUGCCACCUGUUUCUCGAGAGGAUCCUAAUAAGGAUAAUAAUGAGGAUAGUGGAGAGUAGUCGCGAGGGUAGGGUAUUUAUGGGGUGCAGAAAUUGGAGUUUUUAAUAAUUUUCGCAUGGUUUUUCCAAGAAUAAAUACAUGGUUUUUUAAUAGUUUCCUAAUAAAAGCGUUUAUCUUUUGCGCCUCCGUUUGGCCAAUGGCAUUACGACGUUACUCUUUUCCAAGUAUUCUUGUAAUUCUUGAGCUAUAUUCUCUAGAUUACUUGGUGGUUCCCAUAUGUCAUCCGCCGGUAAGUAGCCCUUCCAAUGAACGAGAUACUCCCUUCCUUUUCUGCCCUCCCUAUGGGCCAUAAUAGAUUCUACCUCGAAUUUCUCUUUGCCCUCGAUCUCGACUAGCUCUGG
Molecule: messenger RNA, 408 nt
Organism: Hyaloscypha bicolor E
Lineage: Eukaryota; Fungi; Ascomycota; Leotiomycetes; Helotiales; Hyaloscyphaceae
Exons: 1
Coding region: 123-359 (78 amino acids)
Source: RefSeq, a predicted model, not a curated record